Camelina sativa (false flax) is the source of this 1127-nucleotide messenger RNA. The record is from RefSeq and is a predicted model, not a curated record. Lineage: Eukaryota; Viridiplantae; Streptophyta; Magnoliopsida; Brassicales; Brassicaceae.
CAAGAGUCAAGACUCCUCCCCAACAGAAAAAAUAUUAGCAACGUCGCCGGAAUAAACCAAACGUCUUCAGUUCUUCUUCCUUCUGAUCUAUUUCUUCUUCACAUCAUCCAAUGCGAUCACCAACCUUUACGAAACCUUCAAUGAAACCUUCUUCAAAUCCAUCUUCCUUCUCCGUCAGAUCCUCCUCCGUCGCUGUCUCGUCACACUCAGCAACGGUGGAAUUAAAACAGAGGAUCUUAACCUCUCUCUCUCGUCUCGGUGAUCGCGACACUUAUCAGAUUGCCGUUGAUGAUCUCGAGAAAACAGUCCUCUCCGUCUCCGAUUCUCCCGAUAUCCUCCUUCCCGUGCUUCUCCAUUGUCUCUUCGAUUCCUUCUCCGAUCCUAAAGCUCCGGUCAAAAGAGAAUCGAUACGACUCCUCUCCUUUCUCUGUCUCACUUACACCGAUCUCUCCUCUUCUCAGCUCGCCAAAAUUAUCUCUCACAUCGUUAAGCGUCUCAAGGACGCUGAUAACGGUGUACGCGACGCUUGUCGCGACGCGAUUGGCUCUCUCUCUGCGCAGUUUCUCAAGGAGAAGGAUGAUGGAAUUGGGUCUUCUUCUUCUUCGUUGGUUGGGCUAUUUGCUAAACCCUUGUUUGAAGCAAUGGCGGAGCAGAACAAAAGCUUACAAUCUGGUGCUGCGAUUUGUAUGGGGAAGAUGGUGGAUUCAGUUACUGAUCAGCCUCCCGUUGCUGCUUUUCAAAAACUAUGCCCUAGAAUCUCUAAGCUUUUGAAUAGCCCCAAUUAUAUUACUAAGGCUUCACUCUUGCCUGUAGUUGGAAGCUUGUCCCAGGUUGGAGCCAUUGCACCACAGAGUGUGGCAUCACUGCUACACAGCAUUCACGAGUGCCUUGGAUGUACUAAUUGGGUUACUCGUAAAGCAGCUUCUGAUGUCUUAAUCUCCUUGGCCAUCCAUUCUAGCAGUUUGGUUGCAGACAAAACAGAUUCCACUCUUACAGCUCUUGAAGCCUGUCGCUUUGAUAAGAGGAAUCAUUUGCCAAUAUCUAAGGUUAGAAAGGAGAUUGACACCAGGAAAAGAAAUGCAGAUUACUCUAAUGCAAUGUUCAAGAAAGCACUAGGCGUUAACUAG